This is a messenger RNA of Hansenula ciferrii, 732 nucleotides long. It is a transcript of the gene EFM5, whose product is annotated as protein-lysine N-methyltransferase. Bases 1 to 732 code for a protein of 243 amino acids. The transcript is spliced from 3 exons. Lineage: Eukaryota; Fungi; Ascomycota; Saccharomycetes; Phaffomycetales; Wickerhamomycetaceae. The record is from RefSeq and is a predicted model, not a curated record. Gene Ontology annotation, molecular function: protein-lysine N-methyltransferase activity.
AUGGAAGACGAAGACUUUACAUUAGCUGCUUUAUUAGAAUUUAAAAAAGAAGAAGAGCAAAGACAAGAAGAAUUUGAAGCUUUAAAAAAUGUUGCAGAAGAAAGAUUUGAAGAAACUAAAUUAACUGAAGUCUUGGAGAAGAAAGGUAUGGAAUUAUUUCAAGAAGAUUGGCAAUUAUCACAAUUUUGGUAUAGUGAUGAAACUGCAAAUUUAAUUGCUGAUGAAUUAUUAGAUGGUGCUGAUUCUGAUACCGUGAUCUGUAUCGUUAGUGCACCAUCAGUUUAUGCUGCUAUUAAAAAAAGACAACCAUCAACAUUACCAACUAAAAACAUUUAUUUAUUUGAAUAUGAUACAAGAUUUAAAGUUCUUGAUCCUGAAAGAUUUGGAUUUUAUGAUUAUAAUAACCCAUUGGAAUUCUUACCUGAAUUGCAAAAUAAAGUUCAUAGAUUAUUAAUUGAUCCACCUUUUUUACAAGAUGAUUGUCAAACAAAGUCUGCUAUAACUGCAAAAGCUUUAUUAAAUCCAAAUAAAUCAUUGAAAACUAAGACUGGUGAAUUACAAUAUCGUUUAAUUUCAUGUACUGGUGAAAGAAUGAAAGAUAUCAUUCGUAAAAAUUAUCCAGAUACAAGACCAACAACUUUUUAUCCUGAACAUGCUAAUGGAUUAAGUAAUGAAUUUUUUUGUUAUGCUUCUUAUGAAGGUAAAAAUUGGAAAUUCUUACCUGAUAAUUGA